GCCGCGCGCAGCCACUGAGAACGCGCUCCUCCGGUCGCGCGCGGCGGAACGAGGCGAGGCGUGGAAAGCCGAGGCGAACGAGGGAACGCGGGAAACAUGAAGAGGCAGGGACUCUCCUCGGAGCGGAAACUGGCGUGGAUCUCGUCGGGGAAGGCCGGUGCGGCAGGAGCAGCAAAUGGAUUUCUCAUGGAAGUGUGUGUUGAUUCAGUGGAGUCAGCAGUGAAUGCAGAAAGAGGAGGUGCUGGUCGGAUCGAAUUAUGUUCUGGUUUAUUAGAAGGAGGAACCACACCCAGCAUGGGUCUCCUUCAAAUAGUGAAACAGAGUGUUCAGAUCCCAGUUUUUGUGAUGAUUCGGCCACGUGGAGGUGAUUUUUUAUAUUCAGAUCGUGAAAUUGAGGUGAUGAAGGCUGACAUCCAGCUUGCCAAGCUUUAUGGUGCUGAUGGGUUGGUAUUUGGUGCAUUAACUGAAGAUGGACAGAUUGACAAAGAACUGUGCAUGUCCCUUAUUGCUCUUUGCCGUCCUCUGCCAGUCACUUUCCACCGAGCCUUUGACAUGGUACAAGAUCCAAUGGCAGCCCUAGAGACCCUCUUAACCUUGGGAUUUGAGCGAGUAUUGACCAGUGGAUGUGACAGUUCAGCACUAGAAGGACUACCCCUAAUAAAGCGACUCAUAGACGAGGCAAAAGGCAGGAUUGUGGUAAUGCCAGGGGGUGGCAUAACAGACAGAAACCUACAAAGGAUCCUUGAGGGUUCAGGGGCCACAGAAUUCCACUGUUCUGCUCGAUCUGCUAGAGACUCAGGAAUGAAGUUUCGAAAUUCCUCUGUUGCUAUGGGAGCCUCACUUUCUAGCUCAGAAUAUUCUGUAAAGGUAACAGAUGUGACCAAAGUAAGGACUUUGAAUGCUAUUGCAAAGAAUAUCCUGGUUUAGCCAGACCUCUCUGAGAUACAUGAUGAUCACUGGAUAAAGGUAGAAGAAUAACCUACAAUUUCUUAUGAGACAGUUUUAACUUACUUCUCUUCACAUGGCCAUGGAGAAUGUUUUCCAGAAGAAAAGGAACUUGAAACAGAGAUACAAUCACUUUCUUUGCUUAAUCUUGCCAGCCAUUGCUGUCAUCAUGAAUAAAUCUGGUCUGUGCCUUCUCUGCAGACAGACUUAGUUUGUGGUGAACUGGGAAUACUCAGCUGCAAGGUACGAAUUUAGAGUGUGACUUCAGGAUCAAUUCAGUAGCAACGUUUUGCUUUUUCAUUUAUAAAAUAAAAAUUUCCACUCUAUUAUGAUAUGGCCUCUUAUUUUUACCCUGAAUGCACUCCAUAGCCAAGUAUGAAAAGGAAGAUUUUGUUUUGCUUUUUACUUCAUUUUCUCUUUUCAUGAUGUAUUUAUUGUAUAUGCUGUCCUAGAUGAGGUGUUAAGGAUGCAAAGUGAAGUGAUACAGCAUAAAAAUUCCCAGAGUUGAGUAGGAUAUAAAAGCUCCUAAAUUCAGCAUCAUAUGCACU
Molecule: messenger RNA, 1493 nt
Organism: Lepus europaeus (European hare)
Lineage: Eukaryota; Metazoa; Chordata; Mammalia; Lagomorpha; Leporidae
Gene: CUTC
Product: cutC copper transporter
Exons: 9
Coding region: 97-927 (276 amino acids)
Molecular function (GO): copper ion binding
Source: RefSeq, a predicted model, not a curated record